ACAAAAUGGCUUCCAACGAGCACACAAAUGUAAAGGAAAAAGAAGAAGCUAAAAGCACUCCUAGAGAUGCCAGGGCGAUGAAAAUGCUACUAAAAGAGAUGGGAGUAGAGGAAUACGAACCAAGAGUAAUCAAUCAAAUGUUGGAAUUUACAUAUCGAUAUGUCACUGAUGUCUUGGAGGAUGCCCGCAUUUACUGCAAUCACGCAAGUAAGAAGGAAAUAGAUGCUGAUGAUAUAAAACUUGCUGUGCAGCUGAGAAUGGACAAUUCCUUUACUAAUCCACCUCCUAGAGAUUUUUUGAUGGAAAUAGCACGACAAAAAAACAGCACACCACUUCCUCUCAUACAGCCAAGAAGUGGAUUACGGUUGCCUCCCGAUCGCUACUGUUUACUUUCUAAUAACUAUCGUGUAAAACAGCAGCAGAAAAAGCACCAGCAAGCAAGAUCAGUUCCAAUUAUACCAGCAAGGUCUAUUCCUCACUAUCCAAUGACAACAAGCUCCCCUGCUAUAAAAAUAACACAACCUAUAGUGAAUGUGUCAUCAGAUAAAGGUCUGGCAACCACAGGUCUGUCACCUUUGUCACUAACAGUGAAGACUGCACAGAAUACUUUGAAAACAACACCGUCAUUGCCUCAAGCAUCCUCAAAUAUCAUCAAUAAUCCCUCUGGUGUACUAUCAGUUAGAAAUUCUAUCUCAAACCAACCAGGCACGGCCAAGGCAGUUACACAGGCAAGCGUGGCUACCUCACAAACUACAAGGCAACAAACAUUUAGCACUUUGAGUACAAUCACGACUCAAGCUUCCCAAUCAAUUACAACUGUAUCAGCUCUGCCAAGUAUGGAUGAAACUGUCGCAAGCAGUUUGCAACAACAAGCUUUAGUUUCGUCUCUGAAAAGAAAGCGAGACGGUGAAGAUGACGACUACGAUGUAUGAAAGAAGCAGUGCAUUAUCUAUGCAUUGGUUGACGAAACAUUAGCGACAACAUAUUCGCACUUUUCGCAAGGUUGGUGAAUGAAGACUGACAUUCCACUAUGAAGACAGCAACUUUAAUUGAACGGAUAAAAAAUUGAUUUUCGCAAGAAAAGAAAAUUUAACUGCCCAUAUUUUGACAGAGUAAAGAUACUUUAGAUACACUUUCUAUGGCCUAUGUUGUAAAAUAUGUGUUGUAAAUUGUCGGCUUAAGAUUUGAUAUUUCUUGCCUAAGUUUUUCAUGUGACUUGUUUCAAGCGUUAAUAAAUAUGGUCAAUUUUUUGAACUUA
Xenia sp. Carnegie-2017 is the source of this 1258-nucleotide messenger RNA. RefSeq names its product transcription initiation factor TFIID subunit 9-like. Gene Ontology annotation, molecular function: protein heterodimerization activity; RNA polymerase II general transcription initiation factor activity; transcription coactivator activity. Gene Ontology annotation, cellular component: transcription factor TFIID complex; SAGA complex. The record is from RefSeq and is a predicted model, not a curated record. Gene Ontology annotation, biological process: DNA-templated transcription initiation; RNA polymerase II preinitiation complex assembly. The coding region runs from base 6 to 932 and encodes 308 amino acids. NCBI's taxonomy places the organism in Eukaryota, Metazoa, Cnidaria, Anthozoa, Malacalcyonacea, Xeniidae. The transcript has 5 exons.